Molecule: messenger RNA, 411 nt
Organism: Colletotrichum chrysophilum
Lineage: Eukaryota; Fungi; Ascomycota; Sordariomycetes; Glomerellales; Glomerellaceae
Exons: 2
Coding region: 1-411 (136 amino acids)
Source: RefSeq, a predicted model, not a curated record
AUGGCCCAGCCCGAGUCAUCCACUGGUCUGGAGGGUAAGGGGAGUUUGAAGCAGCAUGACGCACAGCUCAGAGGUGCAGAAGACAAAUUCCCGGCGAAAGCGGUGUUGGGCAAGGUGCUGUACCGUCAGAUGGAGAGAAGCAGGCAUGUAGGCGUACCCGAGUUGGGCAACGAUGCCCUGCUAGUGACGGGCGGUCGGUGCCGUUUGGUGUCGUCUGGAGAUGGCUCCGCCAUUGGCAUGGACGGGUUGUACAUGGCAAAGACGUCGCUGAAGCCGGAUGAAGAAGACCAGCAGCCUGAGGAAGUCCAAGAGUAUAAAGAGGCGGUGGACGAACGCGGCAAUUGGGGCAGCAAGACCAUUUCCCGACCCUUUGCACUCGAUGUCGUUCGUCGCGACAGUCAUCAGUUUUGA